Messenger RNA from Penicillium longicatenatum, 804 nucleotides. RefSeq lists its product as uncharacterized. Bases 1 to 804 code for a protein of 267 amino acids. The record is from RefSeq and is a predicted model, not a curated record. NCBI's taxonomy places the organism in Eukaryota, Fungi, Ascomycota, Eurotiomycetes, Eurotiales, Aspergillaceae. The transcript has a single exon.
AUGCGCGUCAUCGCUGCUCUCGGCCUCGCCGCCCUGACCGGUAUGGUCUCGGCUCAACCCCACGGUCAUGCCCACCACCACGACAAGCGUGCCGUUGUUGUCGACGUCGUCACUGAGAUCGAAUGGGUCACUGUUCACCCCGAGGCCGCCGUCGCUGAGGCCACCUCCACCGAGGCUGCCGUCGUCCCCACCUCGACCAGCGAGCCCGCCAUCCAGGUCGCCGUCCAGGUCCCCACCAGCUCAGCCUCCACCAGCUCAGCCUCCACCAGCUCUAUCGUUCAGCCCACCCCCAUUGUCACCCCCACCUGGACCACCUCGUCUUCCGUCGUCGCCAGCUCCACCUCCGACGUUAUCGAGACCGCCACUGCCACCGGCGGCUCCGGUGUCAAGAUCGUCAACAACCUCGGCUCGACCGUCUACCUCUGGACCACCUCCAAUGUCGCCGGUGAUAUGGUCACCAUCGAAGAGAGCGGCGGCCACUACUACGAGGACUGGCAGAUCAACUCUGACGGUGGCGGUAUCUCCAUCAAGAUGUCCACCUCCACCUCCGAGUCCUCUGUUCUGCAGUUCGAGUACACCAAGGAGGACGAGACUAUCUGGUGGGACAUGUCUUCCAUCAACCUGGAGAAGACCUCUGAAUUUGUCGAGAAUGGUUUCUCCGUCACCUCCAACGAUGCCUCUUGCUCCACCGUCACCUGUGACGCUGGCGAUGAGGACUGCUCUGAGUCCUACCAGCACCCCGACGAUGUUGACACUCGCAGCUGCUCUUCCAGCGCUGCCUUCAUUCUUACCCUCGGUGUUUGA